UCCUGGUGAGCGCGCGACUGUCAAAAUAUCAACAGUGGCAGCCCAACUUAGUUUGCACAAUUCUGUCAGACACAUUUCCAACUCUCAGCGCCUUCUCUUUAAAAAGAAGAGCAGGGGUGAUUUUUGAGAUGUGUUCAAAGGUGAUAUCGAACUCCAAGGAGUUUUACGGAACCCUUCGGGCUGAAGAUAUGGCCAUGGGUGCUCAGGUGGAGAAUUAUAGCCAUCAUUACCACCUCUAAAUGAACUGCCUGAUCUGAGUGACAUUUGCUCUGUGUUUGCUCCACAUUCAACUGUGGAGACGCACGAUAUACAGGUCGUUUCAAGAUGAAGAAAGCAAUGAUCAAUGCCUAUAUGAGGAGGACAUCCAAAUGUUAAAGAUCAACGGAGAUAGAGUUCCUGUGCUGAAUUUGUUCUGUGGCAACCAGCCAGUUUUCAUCUGUGAAAAAGCAGUUCCAAAAAUAGUAGACUGUGAUGAUCAAGAAAUGACUGAAACAUCAAACUGCACUAGUGAAGAUGCUGAUGAUGAUGAAGACACCAACACACUCCAGACAGAAAUAGGACCACAGCCGCUCACAGUCAUGAAAGCAAGACAGAUGCUGUCUUGGUACACAUUAUCUCAAAAUGCCAGUGUGUCAGCUGUGGACAACAACCCUGCCUUACGGCCUCUGUGGCUGCGAUGUGACAUGUCUGAUCCAGCUGGAACAACCUGGUUUGGAGCUGAAACCAUCUGCAUGGGGGGUAAAGUGUCUGGAGUCAAGUUGUACUCUGUAACCUGCAAAGGUUCAACAUCGGACAGAAGCUCUCUCAUAACCCUGGAUGAGCUUAAACAGGAGCACAAGAAAAGGCAUCACCCAUCUUCGAUGGUGAUUAAAGGCAAUGCCAGGUUCAGCUUGUUUGGCUCCACUGUAGUUGAAAACACAACAAUUGAGUCACAGAUUAGUGUGACUGUGGAUUUCAAAUGGAGCCAUGUUGAAAGUAUCCUGGAGACCCCACCCCUUUCCUCUACAGCACACCUGAACAUCAAAGUUGCCAGCGGGGACAUGAGGAGCCCAAUGUAUGAGAUGUACAGGGAGCUGGAGUUUCUUCAGACCCUUGCUGAUGGUUUGAGAACUGGGAACACUGAAUGGACGGAACCCUUAGAAAGCAUGUCAGCUGUAAAUCUGACGAAAGCCUUCCUAGAAGAGCUUCAGAACACAGUCAAGACACUCCAGGAACAGGCUGUUAAACCAGCAGAGACCCCAAAGCUGAAGACCGAAACCGAGACUCCUAUUAACAACUCUCUCUUGGAACGAGGGGAUUUGGAUUUUGUGGAGCAGCUGUGGGUGAAGAUGAGAAAGAGUGUGACUUCAUAUCAAGACAUUGCUGACUGCUUGAAAUUGGUCAUUGAAGCUCUCAGAUAUGGUGAUGUGAAACCCUGGAUUCACAGAGACAGUAACAGCUCCCUCAGUAAGCUCAUCCUGCAGUCCUACCACAAGCAGAUCGAUCAUGUGUCUCUUACGGGUGUCACCCCGAUCAGCAUGCUGCUGGAAAUGGGUCUGGACAAGUUAAGAAAGGAUUACAUCAACUACCUCAUUGGUGAAGAGUUAACUACCUUAAACCAUUUGUGUUACUACCUGAGCACAGAAGUCGAUCUGCAGGAACAAGUGAUCCGACUCAGAAAACUGCACCAUCUGCUGGAAAUAAUUCUGACCUGCAGUACUUUCCUGGAAUUGCCCUAUGACCAGCUCUUCCUCCUCACACAGUCAUGUUUGCAGCACUACAAAACAUACCCCUAUGACGAGGAGCACAAUUUCAAACUGCAAAUCAAACCAGCGCUGAUCAGCCACUUCUACCAGAAAGAGCACCCAGGGGUCUGGGGCGUUGAGGUGUCCAGUGGCCAAGGUCCACGUGAAGUCAGGACAUCUUUACAGCUCAGUGACCAACCGCUUGUUGAUCAUGUCAUCUUUGACACAGAUUGCCCAAAUGAGACGGUGAACGGGGACAGUGAUGAGCCUGCUUUCUUCUCCACCAUGGUGUGCUGUAGUCUUGUCAACUUUGCAUGAAUUUGAACAACCAAGGAGCAGCUUUGAGAUUCUCAUUAGCAUACCUGUAUCUUUAAAUGCAAUGAGAACGAGCCAACUUGUCUUAUUAUGCAUCAAUAACUGUUUAAUGAACACUGUCAAGUUGCCUGUACAUAUACUUAAGUUGUGUUAUAUAUCUAAAAUGACUUACUUCAAGUUUUUUUGUAUGUUUGUUGUUGACGCAGUCAUAGGAUUUCCAUUCCAGUCUUUAUUAUCACAUUUUGAUGAACUUUUCUCUGUUCAGUGUCACAGGUGAAAUAAAUUUGCUGAGGCUUUUUGCCAAAAAUC
Molecule: messenger RNA, 2348 nt
Organism: Notolabrus celidotus (New Zealand spotty)
Lineage: Eukaryota; Metazoa; Chordata; Actinopteri; Labriformes; Labridae
Gene: zwilch
Product: zwilch kinetochore protein
Exons: 19
Coding region: 369-2042 (557 amino acids)
Biological process (GO): mitotic spindle assembly checkpoint signaling; protein localization to kinetochore
Cellular component (GO): RZZ complex
Source: RefSeq, a predicted model, not a curated record